Molecule: messenger RNA, 115 nt
Organism: Brugia malayi
Lineage: Eukaryota; Metazoa; Nematoda; Chromadorea; Rhabditida; Onchocercidae
Exons: 2
Source: RefSeq, a predicted model, not a curated record
UAUUUUUCAUACUUUUUCAAUACUUUCGAAACAGACGUUGCAAAGGAGGAAAAAAGCGAAGAUCGAUAGAUCAAAUCAAAUUAAAAAUCGGAAUGCUUCCGGAUCUCCAGCAUAA